GACAGUCCGCAAUCAAUUGGCACUGUUCACCAUUCACAGGGGAUUAAACACUGACAUAGACUAUUCUACUUAUUGCUGAGAGGAAACAAAAAUACCAUUCGCGAAAUCUCAAUGUUACAGUUUUCGAAAAGAAAAGAAAAUGAUAACUGUAGGAUGACAGAGUUUCCUGGUGCGCUGCUUUUCCCGAACAUACCUUUCAGGUGGGUCACACUGGAUGGAGUGGCUCUUGUAACGUUCUCAAGAAUUAACUUUGGGCAUGACACAGUGGAGUGAUAUCACCUUUGCACAUAUGAACAUGAAAUGAUUUAAGCAUUUGGACCAAAUUGUUAAACAAAUUGUGAAGAAUUUGUCCAUGCUGUCGACGAAUUGAGCAAUUGGAUACGUGUGAAUGUAACUUUUACACUUCAUUGCAAUUGCCCACUAUGCAUCAGCUAUUUAUUGUUGUGCUAGGGCAGAGGGAUUUAUCUCGUGCAGGAGAUCUUUUCUCACUGGAAGAUACUGAAAUUGAAGAUUGUCUAUCAGAAGCUCUUCAGCAAAUAAAGGAAAUAUCUUCUUCACCAGACUAUCUGAGGAAUGUCAAUGAUCAGGCAGUGGUAGAAAUCUGCAUUACUCGAAUUACUACUGCCAUAAGGAAAACAAAAUCAAUUGAGAAGCAUGGGAAGGCUCUUGUAGCAUUGUGGGAAUCAUGCUUAGAACAUAAUCUGAAACCAGUCAGCAAGGAUGAAGAUACUCCGCAUGCUAAAAUUGUUUCUGAUAUAAUGAGUUGCAUCUUUCAACAGAAUUACAAUAAUCCAGCUGUAAUGGCUCUUGCUGUUCCAGUAGCAGUAAAGUUUCUGCAGAUGGACAACAAAGAACUCUCCCGAAACAUGUCAAACUACUUAGCACUUGCAACUAUUGGCAAACCAGAAAUCCUUGCAAAGCACACAGCGACCAUUGUAAACAAUAUACUUCAAGGGAAUUCUCUGUUGCUCCGUGUUUUACCUUCGGUGUAUGAGAAACAGCCUGAGCCAAUUAACAGCUACAUCACAGAGCUCGUCCAAUUGAUGCCACAACUGGAGCCAUCUGAGCAGCAGCACCUUCUCCGCCUUCUACAAAUAAUUACUAAGCAAUGUCCUCAGGUCUUAAAUGAAUCCAUUCCAACCUUGAUUACACAGCUGAAAGAACCUCUUUAUAGUGAAUACAUCAUAAAUAUGUUGGUGGACCUUGCGGCUUUCAAUCAAUCUAUCCUAGAUAAUUCCAUUGAAAAUCUGAAGGAAAUUGCUGAAAAUUACCCAAAUCUGUUGGGCCAAAUUGCCAAGAUUUUUGGGAUCAUCGGCUGUAUUAAUGAGGAAAAGGCGAGGAGCUGUCUGGUUUAUCUGGUGACCCAGCUGGCAAACAUGGAACACUGUUUUCAUCACAUACUGCUCCUGGAGAUUAAAAAGAUCACUGACACAUUUGGCAACAUUCUAGGUGCUCAGAGCAAAGACAUUUAUUGUAUGAGUAACAGUUUUACUGCAAUUGCCAAACUUCUGGUCAAACAUCUUGAGAAAGACAUUGCUGCAUCAGAGAGAACAGAAACUAAUACUGUGAAAGGAGCUGCUGCAGACUCCUACAAUAAUGAAGCUAUGAUCAGUGGAAAUCCAGGAGUUCAGACACUCCAGAUAAAGAGACGAGCAUUUGAGAGAAAGAUGACUAAUGAGGGCAAUAAUGCCAGCCGUGUUCGUCGGCACAGCUUAGGACAAGCAUCAAGAGAAGAAUGGAAAGCAAUGCGAUUUAACAGGUCAAAAAGCCUUGCUCUUCAUGUAAUGUAUACAAAGUCAAUAAGCUCUGAAAAUGAAGAAGGAGAGAACGGAAACAUUAAAACAGACAUCACAUUUUCAGACAGAUCACUCAGUGAAGGAAGUGUUAAACAACCUUUGAGUCCAGAACUUGACGAACAUCGGUUACUGCCUCUUUCUGACUUUGAUAUUACUCCAAAGGAAACAACAAAUUCCUGUGAUAUCAUCAAUGGUAACUGUCAGCAAAGGAAUACAGAAAUUCUAAAAUGUGGCAUGGAAGAACAGGAUCAACUCUAUAUGCAUUUGAAAGCAAGUAUUGACGAAGUGAAGGCAUUUUAUUCUGAAAUGGUAAAGAGGAUCCCUGUCCCAGAUCAAUGUAUUAUUGAAGAUUCCAUUCGGAGAUGUGUAGCUAAAUUGCUCUUCAGUUGCCCACAUAAAGGGUUUUACUGCCUAUACAGCAAAUCCAGUUUUACCCUCAAUAGUGAACAGCCCCAGCUCUGGAUCUACAUUAUGUUCCUAUUCCAACAGAGCUGUUCAGCAAAUCCUUUGUCCUCCCAGGACGAAUCAGUACAAAUUCUUAAAGCACUUUGGGAGAAGACACAGCUGAAGGGCACACACAGCUUUGAAACAGCAAUGAUUCAGACAAUUCAUUAUAAAAAGGAUCUGGACAGGUUGCAGAUGCAUCUUGAGGACGUAAGGUUUUUUGACUUGUUUGGUUAUAGUGAGGAAGCAGGAGUUUGGCAGUGCUUCAUGUGCAACAAUCCUGAAAAGGCAACAGUUGUAAACCAGGAUGGUCAACCACUCAUUGAAGGCAAGCUCAAAGAAAAACAAGUGAGAUGGAAAUCUAUAAAGAGAUGGAAGACACGUUAUUUCACACUGGCUGGGAAUCAGCUUCUAUUUUGCAAAGGAAAAUCAAAAGAUGAUCCAGAUGAAUGUCCAAUUGAACUCAGCAAGGUACAAAGUGUAAAGGUUAUCACUAAAAAGCGGAGAGACCGUAGCCUUCCUCGAGCCUUUGAAAUCUUCACAGACAACAAGACGUAUGUCUUCAAAGCAAAGGAUGAGAAGAAUGCCGAGGAGUGGUUACAGUGUAUCAAUGUUGCAGUGGCUCAGGCAAAACAAAGAGAAAGCAGAGAGGCAACAACAUACCUAUGAACAGAUCUGAGAUAAAUUGGACAGAGGAUGAGCUGGCAACAAAAUAACUAUCAAGAUGAAUUACUACUUCAGCCUUGCAGGCAUUUUUCGAUGUAGAACAUCUGAAUCUUAAAGUGAGAGAUAGCAUUAGCAUUAGCAUGGGACAAAACCUGGAACUGUGUUCUGUGUAAGUAAACUGUAAAACCAGUGACAUAGGAUCUGUCCAAUCAGCAUUACCAUUUGAAAUGUCAAAGAAAAAGUCUGAAAAAUGCUGUCAUGAUUUAAGUAAAUAGAAAAACAGGAGUUAAAGCGCAUGCCUUUACAAAGGUUUGACUUUUUGUGAUUACUGAACACAAAAUGUGCACACAACACUACAGAAACAUAGAAACUAGGAGCAAGGGUAGACCAUUUGGCCUUACAAGCCUCCUCCACCAUUCAAUAUAACCAUGGCUGAUCAUCUAACUCA
This is a messenger RNA of Rhincodon typus (whale shark), 3354 nucleotides long. RefSeq names its product ventricular zone expressed PH domain-containing 1 (gene veph1). Gene Ontology annotation, cellular component: plasma membrane. The transcript has 15 exons. Lineage: Eukaryota; Metazoa; Chordata; Chondrichthyes; Orectolobiformes; Rhincodontidae. The record is from RefSeq and is a predicted model, not a curated record. Gene Ontology annotation, biological process: regulation of signal transduction. Gene Ontology annotation, molecular function: phosphatidylinositol-5-phosphate binding. The coding region runs from base 423 to 2909 and encodes 828 amino acids.